AUGGAAGUCAAGGGCAAAGUAUUGCUAAUCGCCGGCUCGGACAGCUCCGGCGGAGCAGGUCUCGAGGCCGACCAAAAGGUCCUCGCCGCCCACGGCGUCUACGCAAUGACAGCCACGACCGCCCUCACGGCACAGAACACGACAGGCGUCAUGGACAUCCACCACGUCCCGCCCACGUUCCUGCGCAGGCAGAUCGACGCCGUGUUCGACGACAUCGGGGCCGACGUAGUCAAGACGGGCAUGCUGGCGUCCGCAGCAUCGGUGUCCGUCGUGGCUGAAGCGCUCGAGUGCCGCAGCGGCGACGGCAGGCAGCUCGUCGUCGACCCCGUCAUGGUGGCCACCACGGGUACCGAGCUGCUCCCUCGCCAGGCGCUGCGGGAGAUGCGGGCGAGGCUGCUCCCGCUGGCGACGGUGCUUACGCCCAACGUCCCUGAGGCGAGGAUGCUGCUUGCCGAUGCGGGCUUGGAGGCUGGGCGGGUCGAGGGGGUUGCAGACCUGGAGGAGGUGGGCAGGAGGCUGGUGGGGCUUGGGCCCGCUUGGGUGCUUGUCAAGGGCGGGCAUGUGCCGCUUCGGAGGAGGGACCUGAGGGUGGCUGUGGAGGACGCAGAGAGGGAGGUUGUGGUUGAUGUGUUGGUGGGGAGGGGAGGGGACGAGGUCGUGAGGGUCGAGACGCCGUGGCGGGAUAGCAGGCACACGCACGGGACGGGGUGCUCGUUGGCAUCUGCGAUCGCUUCGGGCCUUGCAAAAGGCAUGAGCGUCCCGGACGCGGUGAGGGCGGCGUGUCGAUAUGUCGAGGCGGGCAUCAGGACGGCGCCUGGCCUUGGGAAGGGGAGUGGACCACUCAAUCAUUUCCAUUCGACCUAUGCCUUGCCUUUUGCGCCUGGCCGCUUUGUGGAGUGGAUGUUGGAACGGCCGGAUGUGGCGCCCGUAUGGGACCGAUUCGUCAACCAUCCUUUCGUGAUGGCGAUGGGGAAUGGUUCUCUGCCGCUGGAGUCGUUCAAGGGCUAUCUUAUGCAGGACUACCUGUACUUGAUACACUUUGCUCGUGCCAAUGCCCUGGCAGCCUACAAGGCGAAGAAUAUGGCAGACAUCAAAGCUGCUUCUGAGAUAGUAUUACACAUCGAGAGGGAAACGAGUCUGCAUGUGACGUACUGUGAAGGCUUUGGCAUCUCUCUGGAGGAGAUGGGGAAGACUGAGGAGAAGAUGGCCUGUACGGCCUACACCAGAUACGUCCUGGACAUCGGGCAGUCGGAAGACUGGCUCGCGCUACAGGUCGCCCUUGCCCCCUGUCUGCUGGGCUACGGGGCCGUGGCAAAGAUGCUCCACGGCGACACGAGAACCAAGAGAGAAGGAAACCGGUACUGGGACUGGAUAGAGAACUAUAUCGCAGAUGACUACGUGCAGGCAGUCAAAAUUGGUUCGGACCUACUCGAGAGACACGCAGUGUUGCAAUCGACCUUACGAGUAGAGGAGCUGGUCAAGAUAUUCAUUCACGCCACCAAGAUGGAGAUUGGCUUUUGGGAGAUGUUCCCGUCAUCGGGGUGA
This is a messenger RNA of Cryphonectria parasitica EP155, 1545 nucleotides long. RefSeq lists its product as uncharacterized. The transcript is spliced from 9 exons. The record is from RefSeq and is a predicted model, not a curated record. NCBI's taxonomy places the organism in Eukaryota, Fungi, Ascomycota, Sordariomycetes, Diaporthales, Cryphonectriaceae. Gene Ontology annotation, biological process: thiamine biosynthetic process. Gene Ontology annotation, cellular component: cytosol. Bases 1 to 1545 code for a protein of 514 amino acids. Gene Ontology annotation, molecular function: thiaminase activity; hydroxymethylpyrimidine kinase activity; phosphomethylpyrimidine kinase activity.